AUGAAGUUGACUAGCUUGGUGGUUACUAUCGCUCCAUUGUUGGCAUUGACCCAGGCGGUUAAAGUAAAUCCACUCCCAGCUCCUAGACUGAUCGACUGGCUCGAUGAAAACCCAAUUUCUGUGAAUUUGGAUAAGUUGAACUUGGAAAUUGGCGCCGAAAACUCGAUUAUUUCAGAAGCCUUCUACAGAACCGUUUCAACAUUGAGAAAGUUGAAAUGGUAUCCAGCCGCUACUGAAGCUCCUAUCUCCAGCUUUGUUCCAUUUCCUACUGCUGAAGCUGCUGUUGACGCCAAAAAGAAAAAAAGAGACAGCCAGCGUACCUUUGACUUGUCUGGCUUGAGCGUUGUGGAAGUCACAGUUAACGAUUAUGCCGCUGACCUUCAAAUGGGAGUCAAUGAGACAUAUACCUUGUCCGUUUCCCCCUCCAGUAUUAUAAUUGAAUCUGAAACCGUUUGGGGGGUUCUCCACGCUUUCACUACCUUGCAACAAUUGAUCAUCUACGACAAUAGCAAGUUCGUCAUUGAGGGAUCAGUAAACAUAUGGGACGCCCCUCUUUACCAACAUCGUGGUGUGAUGGUUGAUACUGGUCGUAAUUACUUGAGCAUUGACUCCAUCUUGGAUCAAAUCGACAUGAUGGCUCUUUCCAAGUUGAACUCUUUGCACAUUCACCUAGACGAUGCUCAGAGUUGGCCAUUGUUAUUGAACUCGUACCCAGAAAUGAUCAUGGAUGCCUACAGUGAACGUGAAAUCUACACUAUCCAAGACCUUCAACACAUCAUCAAGUAUGCAAAGAACAGAGGUGUGAGAGUUAUACCAGAAAUCGACCUUCCAGGACAUGCUCGCGCUGGUUGGAGACAGAUCAACCCUGAUUUGGUUGCUUGUGGUGACUCAUGGUGGUCUAACGACGUCUGGGCUUCCCAUACUGCUGUAGAGCCACCUCCAGGUCAGUUGGACAUCAUGAAUGAUGAAGUAUACGAAGUCAUUGCUGAUGUUUAUAAUGAAUUGAGUGAGAUUUUCACUGAUAAUGUAUUUCACGUUGGCGCCGAUGAGAUCCAAACUGGAUGUUACAACAUGUCGACCUUGAUUCAAAACUGGUUCAAGGAAGAUCCUUCAAGAUCCUGGAAUGACUUAAGUCAGUACUAUGUUGACAAGGCAUACCCAAUCUUCAUGAACAAGACUAACAGACGUUUGAUGAUGUGGGAAGAUAUACUCUUGACUCCAGAAGGUGCCCACACUUUGCCUACCGAUGUUAUUUUGCAAUCUUGGAACAACGACUUGGUUAACAUUCAAAACUUGACUUCUCGUGGAUACGACGUCAUUGUUUCGUCGUCUUCGCACUUCUACUUGGACUGUGGUUUUGGUGGAUGGGUUUCCAACGAUCCAAGAUACAUUGACGACUACUCGAACGAUGUGUUCAACACCGGUUUAGGAGGUUCUUGGUGUGCUCCUUACAAGACCUGGCAAAGAAUCUACGACUACGAUUUUACUGCCAACUUGACAGAUGCUCAGGCUGAACACGUUAUUGGUGCCGAAGUGGCCUUGUGGUCCGAGCAAGUCGACUCUACUGUUUUAACCCAAAAGAUCUGGCCAAGAGCUGCUGCAUUGGCUGAAUCCACUUGGUCUGGUAACCGUAACUCUGAAGGAUACUUGAGAACCAACGAGUUGACUCAAAGAAUCUUGAACUUCAGAGAAUAUUUGGUUGCUCUUGGUUUCGGUGCUUCACCUCUUGUGCCAAAGUACUGUUUGCUUAACCCUCAUGCUUGUGAUUUGUACCAAAAUCAAACUGUUCUUGAGCAGUAUGGUACACACAACGAUAAGAACUCCACUAUUGCUGUUCUUAACUGA
Scheffersomyces stipitis CBS 6054 is the source of this 1845-nucleotide messenger RNA. It is a transcript of the gene HEX1, whose product is annotated as Hex1p. Lineage: Eukaryota; Fungi; Ascomycota; Pichiomycetes; Serinales; Debaryomycetaceae. The coding region runs from base 1 to 1845 and encodes 614 amino acids. The transcript has a single exon. The record is from RefSeq and is a predicted model, not a curated record. Gene Ontology annotation, biological process: carbohydrate metabolic process; glycosaminoglycan metabolic process. Gene Ontology annotation, molecular function: beta-N-acetylhexosaminidase activity. Gene Ontology annotation, cellular component: membrane.